Molecule: messenger RNA, 1442 nt
Organism: Bemisia tabaci
Lineage: Eukaryota; Metazoa; Arthropoda; Insecta; Hemiptera; Aleyrodidae
Source: RefSeq, a predicted model, not a curated record
AAAGUGGGACUCCUGGAAUCUCAUCCUACGCGUCCGUAAUGCCAGCGAGGCAUCUGUUUCGAGCUCUUUUGUUUUCGUUUGUUAUUUUGUUUCUUUUGACGGACUUUUCGAAUGCAAAGCCCUUAGCAAGGAUACGAAGUAAAAGCGUCGCUAAUGAUUUGGACUCUCUUGCGGCCCAGCUACAAUCUCCGAAGAGACGCGCACCCCUAUUGACACCGCCCAUUCGUUUCAGAGAUAAAAGUUACAAAAGGUUCAUCAGGACUCCUUUGACACCCGCCAAAAGCGUACCUGAUAGUCCCGCUGCCCGCAGCCUCCCUUCUGCGGACAUACCCCCAAAAACCACCCCCGUAAUCGCAUCAUCACGCACCCUCCCUUCUGCGGACAUACCCCCCAAAACCACCCCCGCAAUCGCAUCAUCACGCAGCCUCCCAUCGGUGAGCCCUCGAGCGAACGGAGAUGACGUCAGAGGAUCAUCGGUGAGUCCUCGCACCAUCGGUGAUGACGUCACAGGUUCAACAGUGAGUCCACGAGGGAAAGGAGAUGACGUCUUAGGUUCAACGGUGAGUCCACGGGCGAAAGGAGAUGACGUCACGAACUCAUCGGUGAGUGCGCGCGGCAACGGCGACGACGCGUCAAGCUCAAUAUCGAAAGGUCUCUCAUCAAUUGCGGCCAAAGCUAGAGAAAAGGCGAACGAAGCCCUUUCUUCUGUUGACGAGGCCGCUCGCAAAGCUAUCAACGGUGUGGGACUCCUGAUGGGCAUCUCUAAUGGGUUAGCUUCGAACUUGGGCACACAGGCCUUCAACUCUCUGGUCAGGGUCCACAACACCAACAUGGAUAACCUGGAGAAGCUUAAGGACCUCACUCGAUCCGUUGGGCAUUCGGUUGUGGACCUGGGCACGACGGCGGUCUCGGAGACGGUGCACGUGCUGGACGCGGUGCGGGAGGAGAACAACCGGCUCCUGAAGAAGGCAACGGACAACGUCCCGAUCGUGCGUCACCUGGUGUCCCUCAAGAACGUGGCCGGGAUCUCGGCGGCGACGUCGCUGGAGUCCCUGGCGCGGGGGACGCGGCGGGUCGGCGACUUCGCCAUCGACGCCCUGGCCAUGCGCAAGGCCGCCGAGGCGGAGGAGUCCAAGGGCGGGCUCACCGGCAUCAUGACCGGCAUGACCGGGCUCCUGUCCGACAGGAACGCCGACUCGCUCAUCGACACCUUCGGCCGGACGGACGGCAUCGGGCAGAUGCUCGACGGCAUGAUCACCGAGAACGCGGCCGAGGACACCUUCGAGAUGGGCAACUUCAUCGGGCAGACGGUCGGUCCGGCAAAGUUGGUCAAGGUCACCGCUACCGGGGAUGUCAAGCCCAUGUUUCACGAUGAUUGAUGACGAGACGGGUUAUUGACUCUGUGGGCUGAUUACGGAAUUUGAGAGACGAAACUAUAGACA